AUGGCGACUUUCGACGAGACAUUUAACCCUGCUGCGCUCGCUCGGUCAGAUACAAUCGUCUCAACGGCCAGCGUCGCCAAAGGCGCACCAGGCUCUGCCACCAAAACCCCAAAAGCUACUCAGAAUUACCCCCGGAUAGACCUGGAACCCCUCUAUACUGAACUCAAGUCCCUGAUCGGUCACAACUGGGAUACAUACUACGACGCUCUUACACGGUUCAUCAGAGGCGAGCUGCAUGCCCGCGAGUUCGGCGAUCUCUGCGAUGUAUUCGUUUACGCCUCCCCGCAAUCCGAACAUGCGCAUAAUUCUCUAAUCGUCGCUGUCUUGUGUAACACAACCAAGGAUGCUCCUGAACCAGGCCUUGCAGCGUGGGUCAGUGCGACUACAGAAAAAGCCUCUCUGGCUGCCACAUCCAAACCUGCCAUCACGAGCGAUGCAGGAGAACAAAGACUCAAAGCUGAAGUCAUGGCUCUACCGCCAAGGGAAAGACGGAGGUUCAAAGGUGUCGCAAACGACAAAGCAGAGGAAGAAGCCGCUGCACGAAGAAACCAAUACGAGGACUAUUAUCAGGCCGGUCGAAUCCGGGUACCCGAGUCCACUGCAGGUCCAGCAACCGGUCUCACGACGAAGACCAAUUGGGAUUUGGAGAUUAGGAAGAGAUAUGUCCAACCUCUGUUUGCGGAGACGCUGGAAUUCCCGGAUGCAAAUACAUUACAUGCUAGGAUGGUGCCAAUCUGCUAUGAGGAAGCCAUUGCUUCAGGCUGUUCCACCCAAUGUGCGGAUCUUGUCGGGAUAGCAUCGGAGAUGUACCUCAAGAACAUCCUAAGCGAGGUAUUCAACAGGACAAGAUCGAACGGGCCACGCUAUGAGAACAGCGCCGGUGGAGGAAUCCUCACCACUUCGUACAAGAGGAAGAUCGAGCGAGAAGAAGCCGAGGUCAAGGCUGGGAAACUGCAGCGCACCCGAGACGACGACAUGUUGCCUUGCGAGGCUCAAGCGGCAUAUUCAAGGCGACCUCUCGCCAUGGUGGACCUUCAACUUUCCAGCCAGGUUGGGCCGCUGCCGUGGAAUGGAUCACCCGUGAUCGCGUGGAACAUCAACAAUGCUUCUGCAGGGUACGACUACGACGAGUGGUAUACCGAACAAGACCAAGUCAUGACGAAUGGUCAUGUGGACGAUCCUGAUGCCCUGGAUAUCGAUAAUGCUGAUAAUUACGGCUGGGAGGGAGCUGGUGCUCAGGACAGGCCCAGACUAGAUUCGGUGCUUGCUGAUUGUCUGGCGAUCCCCGUCUAG
Exophiala bonariae is the source of this 1293-nucleotide messenger RNA. RefSeq lists its product as uncharacterized. The coding region runs from base 1 to 1293 and encodes 430 amino acids. Lineage: Eukaryota; Fungi; Ascomycota; Eurotiomycetes; Chaetothyriales; Herpotrichiellaceae. Gene Ontology annotation, molecular function: transcription coactivator activity. The record is from RefSeq and is a predicted model, not a curated record. The transcript is spliced from 2 exons. Gene Ontology annotation, cellular component: SAGA complex. Gene Ontology annotation, biological process: regulation of transcription by RNA polymerase II.